AAUGCUGUCCAUUCAGGGGUCAUCCUCAUACAGCUCAAGAUUUAUUCCCUUCAGCAAGAUAGAAAAUCGGAGUUAUCAAUGGUUCCCAUCAAAACACUAAAUACCAAAUAAAAAGCAAGGCAGAAAAUCAAUACCUACCAAAUUCUAUUCUGUCUGUCAGCCAAACGAGCGAGAAUGUUUAUUGCUGACCAUGCAGCUAUUCUACCGAAAUUCCAGGUGAUGCAAUCCUCAUUGUUUAGAGGGUGUUUAGUUCAGUCUGCUCCCCUGUUUUGCCAUUUGUUUAAAGCCCACAAAAUAGAAUAUAGAUUUAGAAUAUUUAGAUUGAAGGUGAAGGCUUGUGGAGGUGAGCAAAGGAAAAGAGUAGUAGUUGUGAGGCAUGGGCAGAGCACAUGGAAUGAGGAGGGAAGGAUUCAGGGCAGCUCCGACUUUUCAGUUCUUACACAGAAAGGAGAAAUGCAGGCUGAAACAUCCAGACAAAUGCUUCUCCGAGACACCUUUGAUGUUUGCUUUCACAGUCCUCUAGCCAGAUCAAAGCGAACAGCUGAAAUAAUUUGUGACUCUCGGAAACUGGAAAUGAUUCCAGAAUAUGACCUUAGAGAGAUCGAUCUUUAUUCAUUUCAGGGGUUAUUAAAGAUUGAAGGGAAAAAAAGAUAUGGAGAGGCAUAUAGUCAAUGGCAGAAGGAUGCUGCAAAUUUUGUUAUUGAUGGGCAUUAUCCUGUAAGAGAACUAUGGGAACGAGCAAAAGCCUGCUGGUCAAAAAUUCUAAGCCACAAAGGCCAGUCAAUACUAGUAGUUGCUCACAAUGCUGUGAAUCAAGCUUUAGUUGCCACUGCAAUAGGUCUUGGUCCUGAAUAUUUCAGGAUACUUCUGCAGAGCAAUUGUGGCAUCAGUGUGUUAGAUAUCACACCAAGCAUCAUUGAUAAUGGCUUUCCGUAUAUUUGUCUUGAUCGGCUGAAUCAGACACCAAACUCACCAAUUACACCAAUUACCCCUGGUCAGUCGGUGGGUAGGAAAACUGAAGAUAGAAUCAUACUUGUGUGCCAUGGUACCACUGGCAGCAUCGCUGAGGGAGGACUCCCUACAUCCUUUGAUGCGCCAAUGAAUAUGCUUGGGACAAUUCAGUCUCAGAAAACUGCAGAGCUUCUAUUAGAUUUGAGGGUGGGCUCGAUUUUGUGCAGCCCUCACUUUGUUGCCUUAAAAACAGCCGAGGCCAUAGCACAGGUACAGGAAGCUGCAGAUUGCUUGGGAGCAGAUUGUGUACCUCGAUAUGUGGAAAUAAAACAAAUGCAGGAACUUGGAGAUAUGUCUUGGGAGGUAUUGUUGGAACAGUUACAGAACCAAGUGGGUCAGUUUGGCAGGUGGCAAGAAUGCUUGCAGCAAAAUUGCGAUAACCUUGAAGACACAUUUUCAAAUUUUUGGGAUAGGGCUGGGGAAGCUUGGAAUAGUCUGACCAAGCAGUUGGGAGACCUGCGAAAGGAUCUUUCUAGUCCUGAGAGGAAUGUUAUAGUUGUAAGCCAUGAAAUAGUAAAUAUUGGAAUUCUCUGUCAUUGCCUUGGGCUUGAAAAAUCCUCCAUUGCUGCUUUUCAUCUUGAUACAGGCAGUAUUAGCAUGAUUGACUUCCCUGAUGGUCCUAAUGGGAGAGGGGUUGUUCGAUGCCUUAACUAUACGGCACAUUUGGGCAGGUGGUCGGUACCUGUCACAAGGCCAGCUAUGGCAGAGGAAGAUUUUUGAUUAGAGGAAAGUAUUAUUCAGAUGUUUUUCUUCAGUGCCAGUAACUUGGCAUUAUAAACAAUGUUUCCUCUAUUCAUGAGGUAUGGUGGUUGCUGUAUUAAUAUAUGCUGUAUUUGAUUGAAA
This is a messenger RNA of Cryptomeria japonica (Japanese cedar), 1854 nucleotides long. Its product is annotated as probable 2-carboxy-D-arabinitol-1-phosphatase. The transcript has 9 exons. The coding region runs from base 175 to 1731 and encodes 518 amino acids. Lineage: Eukaryota; Viridiplantae; Streptophyta; Pinopsida; Cupressales; Cupressaceae. Gene Ontology annotation, molecular function: phosphatase activity. The record is from RefSeq and is a predicted model, not a curated record.